Molecule: messenger RNA, 968 nt
Organism: Octopus sinensis (East Asian common octopus)
Lineage: Eukaryota; Metazoa; Mollusca; Cephalopoda; Octopoda; Octopodidae
Product: protein lifeguard 4
Exons: 8
Coding region: 214-951 (245 amino acids)
Biological process (GO): negative regulation of apoptotic process
Cellular component (GO): membrane
Source: RefSeq, a predicted model, not a curated record
AUGUCAACACUAACUUACUGUCUUGUAUAUGCCUUUUAGCGUCCUUGCAUUAAUUUAAUCUAUACACUGUUUACACUUGUAGUCAGAAGCAUUUAUUUCAGAGACUACGAGAACGGAAGCUUUAGAUUUUAUGCAUCCAUAAAAGAAUUAGCGAUACAACGAAAGUGAAACGGCUAUAAAAAGAAAGCAGAUCAUAUGCUUUAGUGUAACAAGAUGGCAGCUCCGAUUAACUCGUUCAAUAUGAAUUCAAUGAAAGACCCAGAGAAAACAUCUGUGAUAGACGACUUCAUGUAUGGAAGUAAUGUUGCUUCUGCACAUAUUUACAUACGCAUGGGUUUUCUUCGUAAAGUGUAUGGAAUAUUGACAGCACAACUUUUGGUCACAACACUGACUGCAGCAUUUUUCAUUUUGCAUGAACCUACAAAGCUUUUUGUGCAGAAAAAUCAAUGGAUGCUUCUAGUUGCCCUGUUUGCUACAUUUGGUGUGAUGAUGGUACUAACACUUAAGAGGAGAGAGACACCUAUAAAUUACAUUCUUCUGUUUGUUUUCACUGCCCUAGAAGCUUACACAGUUGGAGUGAUUGUAACAUUCUAUCACGUAUCAUUGGUGUUAGAAGCAUUUGCACUGACCUGUGCUGUCACUUUUGGUCUGAGUAUUUACACAUUGCAAAGCAAAAGGGAUUUCAGCAAGUUAGGAGCUGGUCUUUUUUCAGUGUUGUGGAUUCUUAUUUUAGCUGGACUUUUACAAAUAUUCUUCCAGAGUGAAAUGAUUGACAAACUGUUGGCUAUUGGAGGUGCAAUUGUCUUCUCACUGUUUAUUGUCUUUGAUACUCACAUGAUGAUGCACAAGUUGUCAGCUGAAGAAUACAUUGUAGCUUCUAUCAAUCUCUAUUUGGAUAUCAUCAAUCUGUUUCUAUACAUCUUACGUAUACUCAAUGAUAAUCGAAAAUAAAUAUCAACUUCCAAUAA